Messenger RNA from Corythoichthys intestinalis (scribbled pipefish), 4200 nucleotides. RefSeq names its product zyg-11 family member, cell cycle regulator (gene zyg11). The record is from RefSeq and is a predicted model, not a curated record. Gene Ontology annotation, molecular function: protein binding. NCBI's taxonomy places the organism in Eukaryota, Metazoa, Chordata, Actinopteri, Syngnathiformes, Syngnathidae. Gene Ontology annotation, cellular component: Cul2-RING ubiquitin ligase complex. The transcript is spliced from 17 exons. The coding region runs from base 381 to 2606 and encodes 741 amino acids.
GCCACUCCGGCUUCCGUAGCCCCACAUCCUCGCUUCGCAUGUACUUCCCUUGUCAUGACCAUUUGUUUACUGCCUGUCAGGUCAAAAAUAGCCGUGGCUACUUAGUUUCUACCUGUGCAGAUAGAUACGCACUUUGGCUGCUCGUGUUAAAGUAAUAUUCCGACUGUAAAAAAAACAAAAACAAAAAAAAAAUGAUUUUCAGCAACGUAGACAGCCAUCGACGCUCAGCCCGAACGGAGGCGAGAACAAGUAAGCUAGCUAGCUAGCUUCACCGGUCGUCGGCCCGGCUUUUGGGCGAGAGAAUCGGUCAAGCUGGAGACAAUCAGAGAUCCCUGAGGAGCGCACUUUGCCUUCGUACAAACGAAAAUAGUUCCGCAAUAAUGGCCUCCAGCUUCCUCGACGCGGACGAGGCGUCCCCAGCGGGCUUGACAGACUUGUGCCUCACCUUUGUGAGCCAGAACCUGGAGUGCUUGUGCGUGAAGCGUGCCGACGGGUCCUUGUGCUUCAGAGAGCCCGUGCUUUUCCCUCAAGAGCUCGCAGAUCAGCUUCUUGCCAAAAUGGCAACUGAAGGUCUGCUGAACGACAGUACAGUUGGCGUGUUCCGGAACUGCGAGUACCUGCGACUGAGACGGGCUUGUGUCCGCACAGCACGCAUAUCCGCUGAGGCUUUCCAGAAAGCCCUCUGUCCUCACAGGCUGUCAGAGCUGGACGCCGCUCGGGUCAAUGCCGAUCUCACCAUCUCAGACAUUUUGCACGGGUUGGCAACAAAUAAAUACUGUCAGGAAUCACUCCAGCGAUUGGUGCUGACAGGCCUCACCAUGUCGUCCUUGGAGGAACCAAGCCACCACGGCUUCAGUGCCCUGCAGGGACUGCGCUCACUUUCUUUGGCCAACGUUGACUUCUACGACUCAGGUCUGGCCGACGUGUGCUCCUUGCCACGUUUGGAGAGCCUGGAUCUGUCCAACACGUCUGUCACCAACCUGAACCCACUGCUGGGCCUGAAGGAGAGGCUGCGCUCACUCACGCUCCACCAGCUGAAGAGGCUGGAGAUGAGCACCGCACAGUUGCUGGGUGUCAUUGGACAGCUGGAUGUGUUGCAGCACUUGGACAUAAGCGAUGACAAACAGUUCACCUCCGACGUUGCUCGUCAGCUACUGGGUCAACCUGGUAUACUACCAGCUCUUGUUUCACUAGAUGUGUCUGGAAGGAAACAGGUGACGGAUGCUGCUGUGAGGGCGUUUGUGGACGAGAGACCGCAAAUGACAUUUGUGGGACUCCUGGCCACGGAUGCCGGUUUUUCUGACUUUCUCUCUGGAGACGGAAAUCUAAAAGUAACAGGUGAAGCCAAUGAAACUCAAAUCUGCGAGGCGUUACGCCGCUAUAGCGAGCGGGAGGGCUUUGUGAGAGAGGCGCUCUUUCAUCUUUUCAGUCUCACACACGUCAUGGAGAAGCCUCGACCUGACAUUUUAAAGCUGGUUGUUCUUGGCAUGAAGAACCACCAGGCCACGCUCAACGUUCAGCUGGCAGCGAGCGCCUGUGUUUUCAACCUAACCAAACAGGACCUGGCUGCCGGGAUGCCGGUGCGCCUGCUCAGCACUGUCACUCAGCUACUUCUGGAGGCUAUGAGGACAUUUCCUAAUCACCAACAGUUGCAGAAGAACUGCCUACUGUCUCUCUGCAGCGACCGCAUUUUACAAGAGGUGCCAUUUAACAGGUUUGAGGCAGCUAAACUAGUAAUGCAGUGGCUGUGCAAUCAUGAGGACCAGAAUAUGCAGAGGAUGGCUGUGGCUAUCAUUUCCAUUCUAGCUGCUAAGUUGUCCACAGAGCAAACAGCUCAGCUGGGAGCAGAGUUGUUCAUAGUCAAGCAACUGCUCCACAUUGUGCGUCAGAAGGCCACUCAGGGCAUGGUGGACGCCACGCUUAAAUUCACCCUGAGCGCACUCUGGAACUUAACGGACGAGUCACCGACUACCUGCCGCCAUUUUAUUGAGAACAAAGGCCUGGAUCUGUUCAUUAAAGUUCUAGAGUCCUUCCCUAAUGAGUCCUCCAUUCAGCAGAAGGUUCUGGGCCUGUUGAACAACAUUGCGGAGGUUGGCGAGCUGCACAGUGAGCUGAUGGUGAACACCUUCCUGGACCACAUUAGGACUUUACUGCACAGCCCUGAAGUAGAGGUUAGCUACUUCGCAGCUGGAAUCCUGGCACACCUGACAUCACGGGGGAAAGACGCGUGGACGCUUGGGCCGGAACUCAGGUCCUCCCUACUGGAGCAGUUGCAUGACGUCAUCAUGAAGUGGCCCGCGCCAAACUGCGAGAUGGUAGCCUACAGGUCGUUUAACCCCUUUUUUCCCCUACUGGAGUGCUUUCACACGCCGGGUGUCCAACUCUGGGCUGCUUGGGCCAUGCAACAUGUCUGCAGCAAGAAUGCCGGGCGCUACUGCAGUAUGCUGUUGGAGGAAGGUGGCCUGCAGCAGUUGGAGCGCGUACACGCCAACCCACAAACGCACCCGGAUGUCGGGCAGCUGACCGAGAGCAUAUUGGAAAGCCUGGAACGCCACCAGGCGCGCACUGGACAGCACACCGCCGCCCGCAUGCCACCUCAACAAUAAGCUCCAACAGGGUAAAAAAAUAUAUAGUUUCAGUAGGUGCCAUUGUAAUUUACUGCCAUUGAGAGCGCUAGACAUCCAACCCAUUUUGACUUGGAAGGCAGACAGCAAUCCUAGCGCAUUUUCUUAAUUUUUACUUAAAUACAAAAUAAACAAAGAAAGUUUUUUCUCUUUCAGGUAAACUAAACCUGCAAGACCUGAGUGUUGCAUGUGGGGGGGGGGAAUGGACAGUACGCGGUUGUUUGCACACAAACCUUAUUUAUAUUACACAAGAAUGUUACAAUUACGCUUCAAUGUUUUUGAGAUAUUUUUUCUUGUCUGAGAUGAAGCAUGUCGCAAUGAUACUUAAGUGCUGUAAAUGAGAUUAGAAACUGAGGUUAAAAAUGUAUUAUAGGCUACAUAGAGAGACAGUGUUAUCGAGAGAGUGGCAUAUGUGUAAAUGUGUCAAUAUGUUAAGGUUGCAUUGUGAAGUCCAAAUUCUACAGAAAAUAAUGUAAUUUCAUGAUAAAACAGUAAAAGAAUUUGACUUUAUUCAAACAAUGUGAUAUUAGUUUCCUAGCUUUGACAAAAAAUGUGAUUAUGAUGAACUUAAAAUGACGAUUUAUUCCCAUCACAUCCCAACUUUAUUUCCGUAACUUUUUCGACUUCUUGAGACACGAUGGUAUUCCCACCUUUUAUACUAUUAUCAGAACUUAUGACAUUAGCAUUUCCUGAAUUUUACCUGUUACGUAACUUUGUUUUAUCAAUGGCAACAUCACAACGUCCUACUCUCAUUGCUGCAACUUCAUAUUUGCCAAGUUUCAAUCACAUCCUUUUGACUUAUGACAAUUCACACAACUUCAAGACUAAAUUCUUGUUCCAUAAUGGCUGUAAUUUUCAUAAAAAUUGUAACCUGUAAUCUUUUAAUGUAAUACAUUAAAAGCAUGACGUUUUAUUUGUAUUCUCCUAAAACUGAAGUUUGCAGUUUGAACAAAAAGUCCAACAUUUUGUCAAAUUUUGGAAACUGACCGAAAGUUUAAAAAAAAAAAAAAAAAAAAAUACAGUAUUUGGAAAAAUAACUGUUUUCAUUGCUCAUCAACUGAUUCUUUUUGUAAUCUUAACAGAUUAUACGUACAUUCUAAAAAUACUAAAUUAAACCGAUAAUGUAUACUGUUGGGUUACAUUACAGUACAUCGUAUAUAAAACAUUAGCUGUUAUCUCGUCAAUAUCUUCAAUCCUAGGAGGCGUGGCUUUGGUCAGGAUCGUAAGUCAACCCAUUUGAACUAGGACUGGCGAGUACAAUGCUUACUGAACCGUAACUGUCCAACUUAAUUGUCACAGCAUUUCGACUUCAUUCCCAUAAUGUUUGACUAAAUUCACAUAACGCCACAAGUUUUUCAAUUUUUGAAUCUGAAUUCUCGUAAUGCUACAUUUUUAUCCUUGUAAGAUUUAUCCAAUGUGUAAGCAUGUUUGUUAGUUGCAAAGUGGUAUUGGAAUGUGUAAAUAUGCCUCAAAGGAAAAACUGUAUUAGCUUGUUCAGAAUUGCAUCACAUUUAUUUUAUUGUACAUUAAUGAUUAUUUUAUUUCAUUUUAAAGAAUAAAAAAAAAAUCAACAAGG